UUAUAGUUUUCUCAAAACGCCAUUCCAUCCUCAAAUCUAUUCUAAGAAAGCAACAAUGGCGAUGUCAGCUUUGAGACGCGAAGGAAGGCGUCUUUCCUCUAUCAUUUCUCCUAAUCCCAUCAAUACUCUUCGCUCCCCUCUCCGCUCUUCCGAGUACGAUCUCUAUUCUCUCGCUGAUCUUUUUUUUUUAUUUGUAUUUUGAAUCGCUAUUAGCUAAUAUAUGAUUGGAAAUAGGGGUUUGAUUAGGUCAGCGAAGUUCUUCCCCGUCUUCCAAUCUUGAUUUCUCUCUUUUCUCUGAAUCACGGAAAUGAUUUUAAUAUAUGGAUUGUCCAUAUGUGUUUUGAUUUAUGUGCUAUAACCAAAAGUUUUCGCACUAUUUUUAUCUGACGAUGAGGAUGAAAUUCAAAUUUGAUAAUAUCUUUUUAUUAAGGUUUUGAUAGUUAAGAGUCAUCUGCUGUUAUUGAUCUAAAAUCUAAAUGGUUCAAUAUUUUUGGAAGAACUGAUAAUCAUACAGCUCAUUCUAAUGAUAGUAGUAGAUUGUUGGUAUUUUAGUUUGGAAGAGGACAUAUGGUUACUCCGACAUGAUAUUUGGAGUUCUCUUGAGGAUUUUUUAAUGGAAGGUAGUCGAAGCCGUUCGAUAAAAUUUAAUUAUUAAAUGAAGUUUUGAGAGAAUUUGGGUUAUUGAGUUAAUCAAUCAUCAAUGUAUUCCACCAUUCUAUUUAGCAGCUGCUUCGCAAUAAGGAAGCAGGUGCUGUGGGAAUAUUUAUCUGCAUUAGGGGUGUUAUUAUAUGACGUGUGUGGAACUUACCUUUUGGUAUGGUAUCUCUUAUAGGGAGCAGACAUUUUUGGGAGCUCGAUGCAUUUCAACUCAGAUUGAUUAGAAAUCGCAUGAAGAGUGUUAAGAACAUCCAGAAAAUCACAAAAGCAAUGAAGAUGGUUGCAGCUUCAAAGCUAAGACAAAUCCAAACAAAAACAGAAAAUUCCCGUGGCUUAUGGCAGCCUUUCACAGCACUUCUUGGGGAUACUCCUAGUGUUGAUGAGAAGAAGAAUGUUGUCAUUACAAUCUCUUCUGACAAAGGUCUUUGUGGUGGUAAUAAUUCCACUUCAGUCAAAACAAGUAGAGCUAUUCGCAAGAUUAGUGAUGGCCCUGAUAAAGAAACAAAGUAUGUUAUCUUGGGAGAGAAGGCCAAAGUGCAGUUGAUCCGUGAUUCUAGGAAGGACAUUGAGCUCUGCAUAACUGAGCUGCAAAAGAAUCCCCUAAACUAUACUCAGGUGGCUGCACUUGCAGAUGAUAUUUUGAAGAAUGUGCAGUUUGAUGCCUUGAGAAUUGUGUUCAACAAAUUUAGUUCUGUUGUUUCAUUUGUCCCGACAAUGUCAACUAUCUUGUCUCCUGAGGUGAUGUUUAAUGCUGUCUUGGUAAAUGCAUGCAGUGAGCAAGGUGCAAGGAUGUCUGCCAUGGAUAGCUCAAGCAGAAAUGCUGGAGAUAUGCUUGUUCGUCUCACACUUACCUAUAACAGGACACGUCAAGCAUCAAUUACCACCGAACUUAUUGAAAUCAUUUCUGGAGCAUCUGCUUUGGAUCAUUUCUGGAGCAUCUGCUUUGGAGGGCUAGAUGAGUGCAAUUACCGAUUGCGGUUUCCCUUGACGGUGAUGAAAAUAAGUUGACAGUGUAGACUUUGUUUAGCAUUUCUGCUAUCUAUCCCUUCGGAGAGCCCUGGACUUCUGCAUAAUAAUAUCCCUGAUAAUUUGUUUUGGGAACAUCAGAUAGCAUUUUUUUCUUUCCGAGGUUUCUGAAUGGGAUUAUUGAAAAUUCUGAAAUGUCAUGUUAACUGUUGAGGGCUUACGCGAAACAACAAAUGUUCUUGUGGUUGCACAAAAUGCUGAAGGUGCUGGCUAUGUAAUGUCUUCAUUUUUGAACGAAGAUAUUGCAUCAUACAUGCUUUUAAUAGUGCCGAAAGGCACGUU
Amaranthus tricolor (Joseph's coat) is the source of this 1965-nucleotide messenger RNA. RefSeq names its product ATP synthase subunit gamma, mitochondrial-like. The record is from RefSeq and is a predicted model, not a curated record. Gene Ontology annotation, molecular function: proton-transporting ATP synthase activity, rotational mechanism. NCBI's taxonomy places the organism in Eukaryota, Viridiplantae, Streptophyta, Magnoliopsida, Caryophyllales, Amaranthaceae. The coding region runs from base 817 to 1665 and encodes 282 amino acids. The transcript has 7 exons. Gene Ontology annotation, biological process: proton motive force-driven ATP synthesis.